Molecule: messenger RNA, 2415 nt
Organism: Hirsutella rhossiliensis
Lineage: Eukaryota; Fungi; Ascomycota; Sordariomycetes; Hypocreales; Ophiocordycipitaceae
Exons: 5
Coding region: 1-2415 (804 amino acids)
Source: RefSeq, a predicted model, not a curated record
AUGGCGACAAACGAGGAAUUGCUCGCCCAGUACUCGCAUCAGUUCAUUCCGUACUCUUUCCAAGCAGGCUAUGUGUGCCUCAGUUAUGCCGUCAGCCUCAUCGGCGCGGGCGCCACUCUCGAGCUCGUCCGGCGCCAGACCUCGAACAAGGGUUUCCACAAUUUACUGCUUCUGACUGGUGCCGCGAUAUCCAUGGGAGGAAUUGCAAUCUGGUCCAUGCAUUACAUCGGCAACCGAGCCAUCUACAUCCUCAACGGAGAGAAGGAACUCCAGAUUGCCUACACCACCGGGCUCACGGUUCUAUCCCUGUUCGUCCCCAUUAUCGCCCUGUUCUUGGCCUUUAUCAUCAUCAGCAGCCACGGCAGAGUCUGCUGGGUGCGCAUCAUCUUGGCAGGCGCCGUCUCCGGGUGCACCCUCGUCGGCAUGCACUACCUCGCAAAUGCAUCCAUUCGCAACUACAGGGCCGUCUAUCGUCCUGCUUACAUUGUGGGUGCGGCCUUGAUCGCAGUCGUCGCCAACAUUGCGGUUCUCGCCUGCUUCUUCGUCUUUGAAGCCGCCUGGACCAAUGUAUGGUGGCGAAGGAUCGGGUCUGCCAUGGUCUUGGCCGCGGCUGUUUCGGGAGUGCAUUGGUGUGCCGCCGCUGGCACAAGGUAUAAGCUGCUUCACUUGUACAAACCGGGGGAUGGGCUAUCACGCGACGACUCGCUCAUCGCCGUCAUCUGCCUGUCGGUUGCAGCAUGCGUCUUCAUGAUCGUUAGCGCUCUCUAUUCAAGUUGGAUCCGGAGUGACUACGCCAGAAAGGCGCAAAAGGUCGUCCUCGCAGCGGCCGUCUUUGACCAGCGAGGAAGAAUCAUGGUCAGCAAAGAGGGCUUACUACCAAGUGAGGUGGUCACGGACACCUACAUCCCAACCUCAAACAACGAGGUCUUCGACACGUCGAACCCGGUGUUCCACUGGAUGUUUUGGGCAUCUCAGAAUUGGUCCAAGAUUACCAAGGUCAUCUGCAGCAUGGAGAAUCACGUCGCCAGUCUUUCGUCCGCCAAGUUCGCUCGUACGAUGAAGCUCAAACUGCUCGGCGACGACGGGGAGGCUGUGGAAAACUACAACACAAUCCUCUGCGAACUUUUCUGUGUAGCAGCCACGGCCCUGGCUGCAAAGAUGAAGGACAGCUUGGAGGCCUCGGGAACCCUUUGGGACGAGAUUUUCGCAACCGGGGACGACUCGAGCAAUGCGCCGGCGGAUUAUGAAGGCAGCCCUGAUUUACCUCCCACCCCGACCUCGGCCACCAGCAUGAGGUCGCAGACAGACUUCUUGGGGGAGAAGGGUCUUACGACGAGCUUCGACGAGCAGGGACGGGGUUCUCUCAUGUUCCUAGUGCGUCACAUCGAUGGCCGACGCGAUAUUGAGAAGCUCGAAGCAGCCGGCUACCGGUUUGCCGAGCUGCACCACGUUCUCGACACUAUUCACAGCGGCAUGCAGAUCAAGGCGCGAGACUUUGCGGCUAGACUACGCAACAUGUCGAACAAGUCGGAGACCACGACGGGCCUGAGCCCCGGAGUUCACCUGGGACUCUUUGCGAUCCGCGCUAGACUGGAUUAUGGCGGAUUCGACGUGUUAGUCCAGAAGAACGCCAAACAUUUGCUCCCGACUAUGCCUCUGCCACUGGAAGGUCUGGAGCCCUGGCAGACGGACCUUCUCAAAACCCUUCAAGGAUUCACCGCCUCUGCCGUCAUCCAGAAGCUGGAAGACGGGGCGUUCGGGCCAGGCAGAGGGCGCGACUUUGCGAUACAGCUUCGCAACUCGAUUGCCUCGCUGCGGCUGUGGAUCGAUAACGCUAUCCUCGACGAGGCAAAACUCGUCUCUCGGGUAGUUCGAGCCCCGUGCGACCCUAUCGAGUCAGAGUUGUCAUGUUCAUUGGUCGCAUUUCAACUUGUCCUUCCCAUCCACUUCAACAUCGCCUUCAGAAACCUGGAGGCAGUUCCUCUUCAGUUCUUCAAGAUGCGGCAGCACUUGAGCCAAGCCGACGGCUCCAACUCUGCUUAUACGGAGCAGCCGAUUCUGCGACCGCCACCUGGUAGGCGCUCUGACGACUCCAUAUCUGGGAAUCCCCGGAACAUGAGUCUGAAGAUGCUUGCCAAGCCGGGGCGACCGUUCAAGGAAACCCUAGACUACGAGCUUCCUCAUCAUGCCUUGACAAAAGGCCUGAGGGAAAAUUCGGUGGCGGCUAACAAGAGGAGUCCUGGCAAUGAUGAAUGGCGACUCCCGACGUCGACAACAAGCCCGUUUGAAAAGGCCAAGGCUCUCACCGGCCAAAGUUCGCCAGGCAUGCACCCAUACGGCAGCAUCUUGGUGUCGCAAGAAAUUCAGGUGAAUUACCAACAGGUCCGUUGUCGGUUCUUGGUCAAUGUCGCUUGA